AAACCAUUGAUAAGUACUUAUUUUGAAGUGUGAUACCUUUGAUUCAGCUUAAAUGGUUACCUUUCAGUACUUAAAAGGACAACAGGACUGAGUGAAUAUAUUUACUGAAACCUCCAGUCUCUAGUUAUCAUAGAUUUAUAUACAUAUAUGUACGCAUAUAUAUAAUUUUACGUAUAAAAAUGAUUUAUUUGGGUGGACGAAUGUUGAAUAAAGCAGUAGGAUAAGAACUAUUGGGGACAAUUCUAGUAUUCUGUAGCCUUCCAGCCAGCAAUUUUGUCGGGCCAAAUAGGGCACUCUUUGGGCAAACAAACGACCAAAAUCUGCCUGUCUAGUCAAUCACAGUAAAUGUUGAGCCCAGUAUUGAACGACAAGUCUGAUGUUAGGCCUUGUUAAGUGCACACAGGGCCAAACGUUAAGCCACUGCUUUUGUCAGGCCAAAUGGGUAAUUUGUAGAAAUGUAGGGCCAGACGUAAGGCCAAGUAUGCCAAAAGUGGGUCCAAAUACGUAAAGCCAUAAGCAGAGGAUAUGUUGCAAGACCCUAUGCAUGGUCCGACAAAAAUAAUGGCUGUGCUUUCUAAACUUUAUUUCUAUUUCCAUUCACUAUUACUUUGACCUUCUUAUUUCUGUUUUAGUUUUCUGUGAUUGGUUAGUUGUGAUCUCAGUUCGGAAUAUACAGGUGAUCGAAAUCACACAUUAAAUGCAGUUUCACUUCACGCUAUCACUAGUAAUCUUUCAGGAAGAAUAUUUCAUAAACUGAAAAUAAACCGUUUGAUCCAUACAAAAGCUAAGUUCAGAAGAGAUAUGGGUGGAUUAGAACGUACUUACCUUGCAAAAAUAACAGUAACCCAAAGCGCAACUGUGCAUGACACCCUAGUAAAGUUUACUUGAGAAUUCAAUUCGUAAUUUAUAGCAGUAUGUCACCUAUCUGUUUUAAAUUCUAUCUAUUAUCCAAGUAAUCAAGUAAACAACCAUAGAAAGCAACUAAAAACUUUACCACAUUGACAAAAUAUACGACCUGUACAUUUUAAUAUAUUGUGAAGGUGCUUAUACUUCCAUUCACAGCUAACAUAAACACUGGAUGACUUCAUAAAUCUUUACAGUUUUGAUCAAGUUGCUACUAACCUUAUGGGACCUACUUCUCACUAAGCCUGAAGUGUAUUACAUGCCUUAAUAUUUUCAAUGAGUAUAGCUUAACAACUUAAUACAGUCACCUAUUCCUCUUGUGGGUUUAACAUUUGUUCAAUGUUCCUCUUUUUAUAUGAGUAAGAUUCUAAGGAAACUAUUGACUCAGUAUUCAUAAUUUCUUAUUUCAUUCAUCUUCAAAAUCAUAAUUGUUAUAAAUUGGAUUACUGUGCAUUACAUUGUCUUUUAGUAAACACCUAAAAAAAAUUUGUAGGCAUCAUCAUGAAUUUUAACUAACUGAAUUAUUUCCACUCAUUUUUCGAUUUCUUAGACUGUCAGUUAGUUAGAAUUAGUAAAAUCUCAUAAAAAAAAUAAGUAAAGUGAUGGAAACAUUAAAUUCUUUCAUUGCCUACUGUUAAACAAAGUUUUGAUGCUUAAAAUUCUAGGAUCAUGAUAUUCAUUAUCUCAAUUUAUCAAUCUUAGAAUAAUAUAACCUCAUUCUAUUAAUUAUUAUGUAUCAGAAAAUGGCUAAUGUUUUGUACUGUUUCAUUUUUGACUACUUUUAAACAUUUGUUGAGAUCAACACAAAGAUUAAAUGUUCCUAUUCUGAUCUUCAUCUGACCACAUAUUUAGGAUUAUCGUUAGCCAGAUUAUAAUCUUAUAGUAUCGAUCUAUAUCAUUGUCAUCCUUUUACCUUUAGCCUAAUCACACACACACACAUACAUAAAUGGUUCAGAUUUCACAAAUUGAAGCAUAUUUAUCCUUUAAAGAAAAAGCUGAAAUUUAUCAUCUAAGAUGUAUUUUUGAAUCGAUUAUUGGUGGAUUAAUGCUUGAACAACCAGAAAAACCUAUAAACUAUAUUAAAAAACGUUUAAUUGAUACAAAGCAUAUUAUAGAAACUGGUAGAUUACAUAAUGAAUUAUAUAUAUGGCCAUAUCAUCCAAUACUUAAUCAAUGCAAGUCUAUAAUAAAUGAUGAAAAUUAUAAAUAUCUUAAAAAUCAUUUUUAUUAUCAUUUAAAAUAUUUACAAGAUGAAAAUAAACCACUUGAAGUUGUUCAAAUUGAUAAACCAUUAUUUUCUUUAACUGAACUCUAAUUUAAACCAUUAAAAUAUCUAUGUAGUACAUUGGAAUUAGACAAUACAUUCUCUCUUAUAUGAUUAUCUAUUUUUGUCUAAUUCCAAUGUCUUUGAACGAUUUUCUCUAGUAUCUUCUAUAUGUUAUAAAUUAGCUAUUUCAUGUAUUAUUAAUUUGAAAUAAUUACAAGGGAUAUCUAGUUAUAUAGUUAGCUAGAUUGUUUCUAGUCAGAUGGCCUA
Messenger RNA from Heterobilharzia americana, 2437 nucleotides. The record is from the annotation of a GenBank genome assembly. NCBI's taxonomy places the organism in Eukaryota, Metazoa, Platyhelminthes, Trematoda, Strigeidida, Schistosomatidae.